This is a messenger RNA of Rhineura floridana, 3598 nucleotides long. Its product is annotated as sulfotransferase 1B1-like. The record is from RefSeq and is a predicted model, not a curated record. Gene Ontology annotation, molecular function: sulfotransferase activity. Lineage: Eukaryota; Metazoa; Chordata; Lepidosauria; Squamata; Rhineuridae. Bases 277 to 1167 code for a protein of 296 amino acids. Gene Ontology annotation, biological process: sulfation. Gene Ontology annotation, cellular component: cytoplasm. The transcript is spliced from 8 exons.
UUAAAAUCUUUUUAUUUCAGAGCCACUCAGCUCAGGACAUCCUUGGCCUUCAGCCCAGCUUCCAUUCCCCAGCCCCUCCCACUGGUUACACGCUGUUCUGGCAACUGGGACCUUUGGUUUCCCUUGACUGCGUUACUUCCUGGGAAUUUAUUAUUUUCUUUUGUUUGUCAAGAAAACCUCCCUAAACCCUUCCCUGUUCAUAUCCCUGUAGAAAUCACACUGCCUUCUCAUCAACUGUCUGUUUCUCACCACUAAAGCAAUCCUAGCCAGGGAAAGAUGGCCAGCCCAGAUGCUUACCUUCGGCAGGACUGGCAGAUGGUUUGCGGCGUUCCUAUGGUCUGCGCAUUCUCUUUUGACUGGGACAGGAUCGACAAUUUUCAGAGCAGGCCUGAUGAUAUUGUGAUCUCCACGUACCCAAAAUCUGGCACUACAUGGAUGAGUGAAAUUGUGGACAUGAUUCUGAAUGACAGCAACCCUGACAAAUGCAAACGGGAUGCAAUUUUCAAUAAAGUACCUAUGUUGGAAUUUGCUGCUCCCGGGAGGAUGACAUCAGGCACAGAACAGUUAGCUCAGAUGCCAUCUCCUCGCAUGGUGAAGACCCACCUCCCAGUCAACCUUCUUCCCAAGUCCUUCUGGGAAAAAGGCUGCAAGAUGAUCUAUGUGGCUCGCAAUGCAAAGGAUGUUGCUGUCUCCUUUUACCACUUCGACUUAAUGAACAAGCUACACCCUGAGCCAGGCCCCUGGGACAACUACCUGAAGAAAUUCAUGGCAGGAAGAAUGGCUUUUGGCUCCUGGUAUGACCACGUGAAAAGCUGGUGGGAUAAGAGGAAUGAUCACCCUAUGUUAUACCUGUUUUAUGAGGAUAUGAAAGAGGAUCCAAAACGUGAGAUAAAGAAAGUAAUACAUUUCUUAAGAAAGGACCUGGCAGAAUCAGUUGUGGAUAAGAUUGUCUACAACACCUCCUUUGAACAGAUGAAGGACAAUCCUGCCACAAACUACAGGAUGGCUCCAUCUGCUGUGAUGGAUCAUAGUAUCUCUCCAUUCAUGCGCAAAGGAAUUGCUGGAGACUGGAAGAAUCACUUUACAGUGGCUCAGAAUGAGACAUUUGAUGAAGAUUAUAAGAGGAAAAUGGCAGACACAACACUGCUAUUCCGAAUGGAGAUCUGAAGCUCCCUGUGUUUGUGAUGGAACUGCUGCUGUUCUGUAGUUCCAUACAGAACCUACCUGUCAUUUAGUAGAGAUUUUGGACUCUCGAGAGUGUCUGCUUUUAAUUAAAGAGAAAAAGCAAGCUGCUGACCAGGAUGGUUGUGGAAUAUGUCCGUAGCCCUCUCCUCUGCAUCAUUUCUCCUUACCUCACUUUCUGCCACAAUUCUGCUUCUAAGAGCAGCUUGGGAGAUAACUGGCUACAGGAGGGUUAAGCAGGCCCUUCCUUUGAUGUUCUCCCUGCUCUCAAUAGCAAGCUGCUCUUCAUUUUUAAAGAAGUCAGGGAAAGAAUAAUUCAAGGAACUUCCAAAUGUUAAAAAAGGCAUCCCAUCAUAUUUUAGGCAGAAAGCAUUAUUAUACAAAAAUUUAGUAUACAACAGACAUAUGUGGCAGCUUUUAGUCAUAUUUGAGAAUACUGUGUUGAUUUGGAUAAUGUAAUUUGAGUAGUUUGAUUUUUCUUGUUGCAAAAUCUAGUCUUUCCCCCCUCACAGAGUACUCAAGCAAUCCUAAUUAUGAACAGUUUUAUAAGUCAAUAUAAGUUUAUCUUUAGUUUCCUAGUACUUCACAUAAAUUGUUCCAGCGGCAAUGAUCAUGAGGAAGAAGAACUUAUCUUGUUUCCUUGGAACUGCUCCUUUAAGAUAGGUCAACAAACAACUCUAGAACAGAUGUCAGAUCAUUUAUUGAAUGUAAUUUUGAUAUUCAGAACUGUUGGCUUUAGCACAAGUUUCUUGGAAGUAAAAAUGUAUUCCAGGCUCAACACAUUGCGGAACAAAUCCUUUCUCAGCAGUAUAAAUAUACAAAUAACAUACAUGGGAAAUGAGAUUUGUUCCAAAACAUCUUUUCCUUUUUAUUUUACUUGUACAUUUAUAGUGCCCUUGAGGAAGGAACGUAAGUGCAGCCCUGCUAGAUCAGUCCAAAGGCCCACCUAGUCCAGCAUUCUGUCCUCACAGUGGCCAACUAGAUGCCUCUAAGUAGACAACAAGAGUGAUGUUCUUAAUUUCCCCACCUACUUGCUUCAUAUGAAUUUGCUGUUUGUCUGUUCUGACCAGCAGUGGCUUGCCAAGGUCACAGGUCCAAAAUGGAUGGGUAGGGCAACUGCAUCUAUGGCCCCAUCUGCACUGUACAUUUAAAGCAGUAUUAUACUACUUUAAACAGUCACAGCUUUCCCCAAGGAAUCCUGGGAACUGUAGUUUGUUAAGGAUGCUUAAGGGAGACAUGUUAAGAGACCACCAUUCCCCUCACUGAGCCACAGUUCCAGAGUACAGUAGGGCCCCACUUUACGGCGUUCCGCUUUAAGGCGUUCUGCUGAUGUGGCAGCUUUUGUUUUUAAUUUAAAAGCUAUUUUCUUCUCUUUUGUGACGUUUUGUGCCGUUUUGACGUCAUUUUAGCGCGACGCAGCCCAUUAAAGUCAAUGGGGUUCCGCUUUACGGUAUUUUCCGCUUUACGGUAUUUUCCGCUUUACGGCGGGGGUCCAGAACGGAACCCGCCGUAUAAGCGGGGCCCUACUGUAGUUUAACAGUCAAUCCCUUUUCUGAAGGAACUCUAGGAAUUGUAACUCUAUGAGGGGAAUAGGAGUCUCCUAACCUUAACAACGCUCACCACCCUUAACAAACUAGUUGCCAGGAUUAUUUGAGGGGAGCCAUGGCUUUUUAAAGUGGUAUAAUAUUGCUUUAAAUGUAUAGUGCAUAUCAGGCCUAUAUUAAACACAUAAUUGUCUCCUUCACAUGUAAAGCUAGGUUGGGGUCUAAUCCUCACAGAGAAGGCGAGGAGGGAAGCAAAGCUCACGCCACCACUGUACCUCUCUGUAGCUUUUAAGCACUCUUCCCCCACCCCUAGCUUGGCUUUAUGCUCAUCUACACAGGGGUUUAGUGUGUGUGUGUAUGUGCCCUGCGUCCAGCGGAAGCUCUGGGCCAGGCGGGACACAGUGGGAUCUCGUAGGGGACACCCUCGCCUUUCCUGGAGUAUAUGAUUUGUCCUGGCCCAGAGCAGAUUUUGGGGUGUGUACCCCCAGUUACUUAUUUUUUCCUGUAUGUUUUUGUCUGCUUUGGUUUUGGAUAGAUGCCCUCCUAUGUGCCCCGGACCCAGCAGAUGCUCUGGGCCAGGCAGGAUGCAGUGGCAUCUCGUAGGGGACACCCUCCCUUUUCCUGGAGUAUAUGAUUUGUCCUGGCCCAGAGCAGAUUUUGGGGUGUGUACCCCCAGUUACUUAUGAUUUAUGAUUUUAUGACAUCAUUAUGUAUUUAUGAUAAUAUCGGGAUCCUGAUGAUUUUGAUUGUAUAAAUUUAUUGUCAGUCUUGAUGGGGAGAGUCUCAUGAUUACAGUGAUAUAUCAUACAGGGUACCCCAUUAUAUAUUUUGGGGUUCAGGGGCAUAUUAAAUUCGGCUUGACGUUUCUGUAA